Penaeus vannamei (Pacific white shrimp) is the source of this 730-nucleotide messenger RNA. The record is from RefSeq and is a predicted model, not a curated record. Lineage: Eukaryota; Metazoa; Arthropoda; Malacostraca; Decapoda; Penaeidae.
UAAUUUUACUCAACAACGACACGAAAAGCCAGGGAGAAAGAAGACAUGAAUAAUUUCACUGAACAACGAACGCGCCUUUGUUUACACAACAAACCCUCGCGAGCCAAAUGUCACAACAUAGGGACCGAUCAUCCACCAGUUGAGGAAUAUUAGCCAAUUAAGCAAAAGGAGAUCUCCACAAAAGGUCAAAAGGGAUAAAUACAUCAUAUGAUAAUCCACAAAAACGGAAGGAAGACCCAGGAAAAAUAUAGCCUGAUGUGUGAAGGCUAUUAAAAGAAGAUAAAAGGAAUAGAGGAUCCAAAGCAACUCCUUCAUAUGCCACCCAGUUCUUUCGGGUGAUGCAUGAAAGAUGACUUCAGUCAGGAACAACCAUUUUCAAGAGCUUCCUCCAGAGCAGGAGCUUAUUGCACCUUUUGGAGUCUUCAGAGUUAGAGGUGGCAUUGCUUUUGGCAGAUGCUGUGAGGUGUAUGAGGGGGAGGACUGUGUAUCAGGGGGCCCUGUGGCUCUCAAGGUAUUUAGACGCCACCAAGACUACCAGGGAGCACUGCAGCGAGAAUUGAUAUUUUUGCGUGCCCUGGCUACUCCUGAUGCCCCAGUCGUGCAACAUUUGGGAGAGUUGGAGUUGCAGGAAAUGUUUUCUUCCAGAGCUGCAUUAACGUUCAAGCAGAGCAUACCGUUAUUCUACUGUAUCACGAGGACCUCCCUUGCUCCCCCUGGCUUUGGUGACUGA